This is a messenger RNA of Oryza brachyantha (malo sina), 3237 nucleotides long. Its product is annotated as pantothenate kinase 2. Gene Ontology annotation, biological process: coenzyme A biosynthetic process. The transcript is spliced from 23 exons. Gene Ontology annotation, molecular function: pantothenate kinase activity; ATP binding. The record is from RefSeq and is a predicted model, not a curated record. Gene Ontology annotation, cellular component: cytosol; nucleus. Bases 250 to 2955 code for a protein of 901 amino acids. Lineage: Eukaryota; Viridiplantae; Streptophyta; Magnoliopsida; Poales; Poaceae.
ACCACAAGCAACAAAUCCACCACCCAUCCCUCCGCCGCCCACCCACCCACUGGAGCAGGGGAGCGAGCGCGAUUCCGCCGGCGUGCGUCCCCGGGAUCCCGGUUUUGUCGUCGCGUUUUUGGUGCCUUCGAUCCUCCCGAGGCUGGCGGUAGCAGCCGCCACCGCCACUACCACGACCACGACCACGCGCACGGCGGGCGGCAGGCAGGUGGGCAGUUGGUGGAGGCUCCACCGCAUUCACUUGACCAAAUGGCGGCCAAUAAUAGCGAGGCGGUCCUUGGGGAGGGGGAGGGAAGGGGCGUGAAGCACGAGGCUGGGGAGGAGGCGGUGGGGGAGGGGAAGCCAGCGGCCGCUGCCGCCCAGGCGCCCGCGGCGAUGCUGCCCCGCUCGGGGUCGCGCCCGCAGCUGGACCUCAGCGGCGCGGCGAUCCACGGCACCUCGGAGGACCGCAACCCCACCAUCCUGCUGCCCAACCAGUCCGACGACAUCUCCCACCUCGCCCUCGACAUCGGUGGUUCUCUUAUAAAGUUGGUCUAUUUUUCUCGGCAUGCGGAACAUUCCAAUGAGGACAAGCGUAAGAUGUCUACGAAGAGAAGACUUGGGAUGUUAAAUGGUGGCAGGAGGAGCUAUCCUGUUCUUGGAGGGAGGCUCCACUUUGUGAAGUUUGAGACUGGAAAGCUAAGUGAAUGUUUGGACUUCAUUUCUUCCAAACAACUACAUCGUGGUGGGGUUGAUUCACCUUCGUGGCGCUCAGGAGCUCAGCCUGAUAAUAUCGUAAUCAAGGCAACAGGUGGUGGAGCAUUCAAAUACGCUGAUCUCUUCAAGGAAAGAUUGGGAGUCAGUCUUGAAAAGGAAGAUGAAAUGGACUGCCUUGUAGCUGGAGCAAAUUUUUUGCUUAAGUCUAUACGCCAUGAAGCAUUUACGCACAUGGAUGGCCAAAAGGAAUAUGUGCAGAUUGACCAGAAUGAUCUGUUUCCAUUCCUUCUUGUUAAUGUGGGGUCUGGUGUCAGCAUAAUCAAGGUUGAUGGGCAUGGAAAGUUUCAACGAGUAAGUGGAACAAAUGUUGGUGGUGGCACAUACUGGGGGUUGGGGAGGUUAAUGACAAAGUGCAAGAGUUUUGACGAGCUACUAGAGUUGAGCCAGCGUGGAGACAACAGCACAAUUGACAUGCUUGUAGGAGAUAUUUAUGGUGGUCUGGACUACUCCAAGAUUGGCCUUUCAGCGUCAACAAUUGCCUCUAGUUUUGGGAAGACAAUUUCAGAUAACAAGGAGCUAUCAGAUUAUAGACCUGAGGAUAUUUCACUCUCUCUGCUGCGGAUGAUUUCAUAUAACAUUGGGCAGAUAUCCUAUCUUAAUGCACUCCGAUAUGGACUUAAGAGGAUAUUUUUUGGGGGAUUCUUCAUUCGUGGUCAUGCCUACACUAUGGACACAAUUUCUUUUGCUGUAAAUUUCUGGUCAAAAGGUGAGGCACAAGCCAUGUUUCUGCGCCAUGAGGGUUUUCUAGGAGCACUUGGUGCAUUCAUGAGUUACGAGAAGCAUGGUCUUGAUGACUUGAGGAUACAUCAUUUGGUUGAACGCUUCCCAAUGGGUGCUCCAUAUGUUGGUGGAAAAAUUCAUGGGCCUCCUCUUGGGGAUCUCAAUGAGAAGAUAUCAUGGAUGGAGAAGUUUGUGCAGAAGGGUACUCAGAUUACAGCACCUGUACCUGUUGGAUUUCCUGCGACAACAGGUAUGGGAGGUUUUGAAAGGCCUACUGCCAAGGGAGACAUUUUGCGGUCAGAUGCAAGUGCAGCUCUAAAUGUUGGUGUUCUCCAUCUUGUACCCACAUUGGAUGUCUUUCCGCUGUUGGAAGAUCCAAAGAAGUAUGAACCAAACACAAUUGAUCUCGACCUGAAUGAGUACAAGUACUGGUUCAAGGUUUUGUCAGACCAUUUGCCUGACCUUGUGGACAAGGCGGUUGCUAGUGAAGGUGGGACUGAUGAUGCCAAAAGGAGGGGUGAUGCAUUUGCACAUGCCUUUUCUGCUCACUUGGCAAGGUUGAUGGAGGAGCCUGCUGCUUAUGGGAAGUUUGGUCUAGUCAACCUGUUGGAGCUGAGAGAGGAAUGCCUAAGAGAAUUCCAGUUUGUCGAUGCAUAUGUUAGCAUUAAGCAAAGGGAAAAUGAAGCUUCUCUGGCUGUUUUACCUGAUCUCCUUAUGGAACUUGAUAGUAUGAAUGAGGAAGCUAGAUUGCUUGCACUAAUUGAGGGUGUCCUCGCUGCAAACAUAUUUGAUUGGGGUUCUCGAGCUUGUGUGGACCUUUACCACAAGGGAACUAUAAUUGAAAUUUAUCGCAUGAGCCGUAAGAAGAUGCAACGUCCUUGGCGGAUUGAUGACUUUGAUAUGUUUAAAAAGAGAAUGCUUACUGAUAAGAAGGGCCAGCCAUACAAAAGAGCACUGCUUUUUGUUGAUAACUCGGGUGCUGAUGUGGUCCUUGGAAUGAUUCCUUUAGCACGAGAAUUAUUACGCCAUGGAACUGAGGUGGUUUUGGUUGCAAAUUCAUUGCCUGCUUUGAAUGAUGUCACCGCUAAUGAACUUCCAGGAAUUGUUGCUGAAGCUGCAAAGCAUUGUGGUAUACUUAGGAAAGCCGCAGAGGCAGGUGGAUUGAUCUUUGAUGCAAUGGCUGGCAUCCAAGAUGAUUUGAAAGAUGAACCAGUUUUAGUUCCCCUUAUGGUUGUUGAGAAUGGAUGUGGCAGUCCGUGUAUUGAUUUCCGGCAGGUUAGCUCAGAGCUUGCAGCUGCCGCAAAAGAUGCAGAUUUGUUAAUCUUAGAGGGCAUGGGGCGAGCACUCCAUACCAACCUCAAUGCCCAUUUUAAGUGUGAUACUCUAAAGCUUGCUAUGGUCAAGAAUCAGAGAUUGGCAGAAAAACUUUUCAAUGGAAAUAUAUACGACUGCAUCUGUAAAUUUGAACCUGUUCCGUGACUGGUAUGCUCUUUCAUAGGAGCACCUAAUAACAGGUGCAUCUCACUUCAUCUGUAACCAGUGGGAUCAUUGUAUUAGCAUUGUCACAUGACCAAAGAAAAAAGAAAGGCAGAUAUACGGCAGGAACUAAAAAGAUCCUCCUAAGCUACUAAAUGCUCCUUACAUGGUAAAGAAUCGAAGUGUUGUUGUGAAUAGCGUUGUCUAAACAAUUUUCCUGAACUUUUGUGCUAGGGCAGGGAGUAGCAAUACAAUAAAGGUGCUUAUCUAAACAAUUUUCCUGAA